AGAUUUGUGUCCAUUUUCCAUUUCGUUGAAAUGGGCGAGUUGACGUUGACUCAGUGCGAUGUUGUGUACUCGGUGCCCAGAACUCAGCAAGCAUGGAGGGCGCUCUUGAGCUGGUUCGGUUUCUUCUUCCAAAUCUUCUAUCAGAUCAUUGGAGUCUUCGCUCACUACCCUUUGCUCUCUUUCUCCUCAUCUUCUGAUUCUUCAUCGUUCGAACCGGUGCCCGCGGUUGAUCAAGAUUUGCCGCCGCUGCGUUCAUCCUCCGCCGCCGGUGAUGAUGGCCCCCUUCAAAAACUCACGGUGGUGCUGGACUUGGAUGAAACUCUGGUAUGUGCAUAUGAGACAUCAAGUGUACCAGCUACGCUUCGCACUCAGGCAAUUCAAGCUGGUUUAAAUUGGUUUGAGAUGGAAUGUUUAUGUUCUGACAAGGAUGCAGAGGGAAUAACAAAAACCAGUUACGUUACAGUUUUUGAACGCCCUGGGUUGAAAGAAUUCUUAAAGCAACUUAGUGAAUUUGCUGACCUGGUGCUGUUUACUGCUGGUCUUGAAGGUUAUGCUAGGCCACUUGUUGACAGAAUAGACUCGGAUAAUUUAUUUAGUCUACGACUUUAUCGGCCCUCAACAAUUAGCACGGAGCACCGCGAACAUGUGAAAGAUCUGACCUGCAUAUCAAAGGAUCUAUGUCGCAUAGUUAUUGUAGAUAACAAUCCCUUCAGCUUUUUAUUGCAACCAGAUAAUGGAAUACCAUGCAUUUCGUUUUCUGCUGGGCAACCAUGUGACACACAGCUUCUAGAUGUCAUUCUUCCUCUUCUCAAGCACCUCUCUGCUGAGAAAGAUGUUAGACAUGUGCUCUAUGAACAGUUCCACAUGCCUGAAUGGUUCCAAAAGCAAGGGAUUCCAGCUUCCAGCUGACAUCAUAGGAUUUAAUUGUAGCAAUUAAAAUCUUGGUUCUUUUUGUUUUGCUAUUGUUUUCUUAAGUUAUAUUCUGGAAGGCCAGCUUCUCAUUCCUUAACUUAGAUUUUUAAGUAUACCACCCAUUUGUUUCUGGAGUAUCCAGAGGUUAUAAUUGCGAAUUUGCGAUCUCUUGUAAGUCAAAGCAACUACUCCUUUAUGCAUAUAAAUUAGUACAAUUUCAAUUCUCGUUUA
Lotus japonicus is the source of this 1143-nucleotide messenger RNA. RefSeq lists its product as uncharacterized. The record is from RefSeq and is a predicted model, not a curated record. The transcript is spliced from 6 exons. Lineage: Eukaryota; Viridiplantae; Streptophyta; Magnoliopsida; Fabales; Fabaceae. Gene Ontology annotation, molecular function: phosphoprotein phosphatase activity. The coding region runs from base 31 to 909 and encodes 292 amino acids.